Messenger RNA from Magallana angulata, 4164 nucleotides. RefSeq names its product latrophilin-like protein LAT-2. Gene Ontology annotation, biological process: cell surface receptor signaling pathway; negative regulation of angiogenesis; adenylate cyclase-activating G protein-coupled receptor signaling pathway. Gene Ontology annotation, cellular component: membrane. The record is from RefSeq and is a predicted model, not a curated record. The transcript has 30 exons. Gene Ontology annotation, molecular function: G protein-coupled receptor activity. NCBI's taxonomy places the organism in Eukaryota, Metazoa, Mollusca, Bivalvia, Ostreida, Ostreidae. The coding region runs from base 11 to 3385 and encodes 1124 amino acids.
UCUUGGGGGAAUGUAUGGACCAAAUUGCCGUGUGACUUGUGGAAACUGUUUUGAGUCUAAGCAAUGCCAUUAUAUCAACGGAACAUGUAUGAAUGGUUGUGGAAGAGGUUACCAAGGUGUUCACUGCACAGAAGAAUGUGAGGAUUACUUUUUUGGAGAGAAUUGCGAGAAAAGAUGCAAUUCAACUUGUAGAAACUGUAACAAAUCAUCAGGUGAAUGCGAAUACGGUUGUUAUCCAGGAUGGACAGGGCGUUUCUGCCAGGAAGAAUGUACCGCUGGAUAUUAUGGAGGGCUUUGCAGCAGCAUUUGUGGACACUGUCUUAAUAACUCGACAUGUGAUCAUAUUACUGGAGUUUGUGAACAGGGAUGCGAUCCCGGAUAUCAAGGGGAAAUUUGCACAGAAGCCUGCAAUGGUGGAAUGUAUGGUACAAAUUGCAGUGUGACUUGUGGAAACUGUUUUGAGUCUCAGCAAUGUCAUCAUAUCAACGGCACAUGCAUGGAUGGCUGUGACGAUAGAUAUCAAGGCUUGAAAUGUAUUGAAGAGAUACUACAAAUACCUCAGUUUAAAAGUAACAGUUUGGAAUUGAGAGAAGGCAAACCUGCCUGGUUCGAAUUACAAGUACUUAGUCAUUCAGAUUUUAAGGUCGAAUGGUUUCAUGAUGGAUAUAUGAUUACCACCUCACGAGCAAGAUUCAUUAUUACAUCUACUGAUAUGAGAAACGCAACAUCGUUUCAUACUUUGCAAAUUGAUAGAGUUAUGCAGCGUGACAAAGGUGAAUGGAAAAUAACUGUAUCUAAUGAGGUGACCUACGUAACACGGAAACUGACAGUUACAGUUAUUCCUGAACUGGUAAUUAAGAUGAAUCCGCAGUUUGACUUUUCAGUACCGAGUGGAGACAAUAUUUACCUUCAAUGUACAGUAUCUAAUCCAGAAUCUUUGUAUCAUGUCACCAAUGGAAGGAUUGUUUUCAUGAAAAAUGGGUCCCUACUCUCAGUUGGUGAAAGUUAUACUAAUUUUUCCACUAUAUGGAGAAAGUUGUCAGCAACAGGCAAUGACUCAGGUAGAUACACCUGUGUACACUCCGGCUACGAUUGCCCAGUUUCCGUGUCCGUCUAUAUAAAUGUUAUUCAACCACAACAGAAAGGAUGCAAAAGUGAACAAUCAGACGGUAUAAUAUGGAAUACUACACUUGCUGGAACAACUAAAAAAGAACCUUGUCCAGAAAAUCAAAUCGGCUUUGUAACAAGGUAUUGUAACUCAGAUGGAAUAUGGGUGUCUCCUAGCUUUCUCAAGUGCAUGGACGAAGCUUUAAUGAUUGCAUUAACCGAGUUAGACAGUAUAAUACAAGACGGAAUUCAAAAUAAGGAGAAAAUUCAAGAGACGAUGAACAAUACUCUACAAGUCAUGCAAAAUCUAACAUCGUCUAAGAAUGAGAUCAAUUCUGGAGACCUAAGUUCCUCUUUGGAUAUCUUAGAAAAAAUUGUUAACGUCACUAAUUCUACCCAGUCAAUUAUCGAGAAAAAGGUUUUUUAUGCUGUUGUCGAUAAUGUUUUGUCCUCCAAUAACACGAGGUCAUGGUCUAUUGUCAGUAAAGAGUCAGAAAAGGAUGCUAGUUCUCUCUUAAAGACUAUGGAGCGCCUUAGUGACAUUAUUAUUAAAAACCACAAUAUUACAACGACUCAGUUUAGUGGCUCAAAUUUUGAGCUUAAAAUUGACAAAACUAAUAUUGACCAAAGAGAAAUCCGUUUUCCCGAUACGACUUUGAUGAACCUUUCUAGAAAUUUAGAAGACACAUCUACCUUUCUCGAGCUACCAAAACAAGGCGGACAUGCUGAAAAGGCAAUCAACUUUGUGGCUGUAAUUUACAAAACAAUGUCAGACAUUUUGUCCUCUGAUUUCCACAGAAAUGAUAAUGAAAAUGAAGAAAAAGCGUCACCAAAGAAAAUAGAAUAUGUCAAUUCUGCAGUACUCUCUCUUACAACACAGGAUGAUUUUGGGGAGUUGGAUCCGCCACUGAAUUUAACGUUUAAGCACGUCAACCAAAUUGAAUCUAAAAGAAUGCAAGUCAUAUGCGUCUCCUGGGAUUUUGCUAUAAGCAAAUGGACGGAAAGGGGAUGCAAAAUGAAACAAAGCGAUCACAGUACAACAAAGUGCCAAUGCAACCAUCUUACGAACUUUGCCAUUUUGAUGAGGCCAUAUUCAGCUAAUGUGAAAGACAAGCAGUCCUUGAAAACGAUGUCUCUGGGUGGUGUGAUCAUUUCCAUAUUAUUCACAGUUAUGACAUUGAUUAUAUAUGUCCGGAUAUGGAGAUAUAUCAAAAGUGACCAAAACAUAAUAAUGCUGCAUCUUUGUAGUUCAUUGAUAUUGUCCUAUAUCAUAUUUUUAUCUGCGGUGGAAUGGACAGAAAAUGAGAAUAUGUGUAUCGCAAUAACGGCCAUCAUUCACUACCUUUUCCUGGUGACCUUCUUCAGUAUGCUCGGGAUGGGCGUCUAUUACCUCAUGAGCAUAACUGUCACGUAUUACGCCAUGUAUGUGGCAAACAAUUUCAAGUCUAAAUCCAGAGUCCGCUGGUUUCUGUUGGUAAUAUGGGGUUUUCCUGCCGUGAUCACAGUAACAAAUGUUGGAGCAUUUUGGGGAAAGGAUUAUCACUUGCGAUUUUAUUGCUGGUUGUCUAUGGAAAGCGGUUCCCUAUACAUGUUCAUUAUUCCUGUCUGUUUAAUUGUCGUGAUAAACAUUGCAAUAAUUGUUACACUUGUAAGAGUAUUAUGUGCUUCAAGCGCAAUAUCAAAGUCAUCAUUACAGAAAAAGGCAACAUCUGGUCUGCGAUCACUGGGAACUCUCCUACCAGUUCUUGGAGUAACCUGGCUAUUUGGAAUUCUGGCCGUUAAUGAACAUGUAGAUGUCUUCCAGUAUAUUUUUGUCAUUGCAAAUUCUUGUCAGGGCCUUUUCAUAUUCAUUUCACAUGUUGUGCUAAACAAAAAGGUGAUGCAAGCUCUGCGACACGAGUACCCCGCCUUCAGUGCUUUUAAAAGUAUCACUGAAGAAAGCAAAAAAGAAACUACUACUGUUGCAACAAGUCAGCUUACUUCAAACUUGGGUUCCAAAUCGCUCAAAGUCAAGAGGAAGGGUAUAAUUGAAAGAAUCCGUGCUUUAAAGAGAGGUAAAAAUAAAGUGAAAGAUUCCGAAGUGAUUGUAUUGGACGAAACAUUGUCUACUGAUUGUUCAACAAGUUUAUCAAAUGAAAAGAGCUUUAAGGUUUCCGAAAAUGAAUCGACGAUCAAUACUUUAGAACUGGAAUCAGCGAGAGAGAACACGGGAAGACGAUUUCAAUUUUCUUUCAAUUUAAACCCUUGGAAGAAAAAGUACACUAUUACAGAAAUGUAGACAAUGCAUUGUAUGCGCAUCUUUGUUAUAGAUGUGAUUAUUUGGUUUCAAUGCCUGUGAACUUUAUGUAAUGUGUUCCAUAAACUGUGUUAUUUGUUGCAUAAUGAAAGUACAUUCAUCAAUAUUAUUAAUGCACUUUACUAGCUAAUAUAUGCAUAUUUAUGUAUCAUUUUAAAAUGCACCACUAACAUUGAAUUUGUUUGGUAGGAAAGGGACAUAAUUGCUUUCAAGGUACACGAUUUUAAUGUAUAUUAUCUGGAAAAUGCUCAGCAUUUAAUUGAAUGCAUUGUUACUUUUACGGUGAAUACGUAAUCCUUUUUAAAGAAUGCUAUAGGUAACUUGUCUGUGUUAAUUGUAUGUGCUUUACCUCGCCCCACCCCCCUUUUCCCCAUGUUACUCAUUAAACAUACACGACCUAUUUACUAAACAGAUAUGUAUCUUUUUUAAUAAAAUAUUAUGAUAGUAUCAUAAAAAUAAUAAUUGUAUUAAAUUUCUGCAUGAUUUGAUAUGUAUUCUUUAGGAAAACUUCAUAACUUUUUAAAACUAUUAUCUGAGCUAUACAUGAACACCAUUAUGUCACAAACAAAAGAAAAGUUAUUGCAGUAAUGUACUCUGGGUUCUUUAACAAUUCAGUAAUUAAACAGCGUAACCUUUAUAAUACCACUUUUUUCAUUUGAUAGAUUCUAUUAAUUGGCUGACACUCAUUUUUGAUCAUUUUUUUCGGUAAAUGUAUAUAGGGGUAUUGUAAAAACUAGUUAAAAUAUAUAUUAAGUAUUCGA